Molecule: messenger RNA, 4713 nt
Organism: Orbicella faveolata
Lineage: Eukaryota; Metazoa; Cnidaria; Anthozoa; Scleractinia; Merulinidae
Product: endothelin-converting enzyme homolog
Biological process (GO): protein processing
Cellular component (GO): plasma membrane
Molecular function (GO): metalloendopeptidase activity
Source: RefSeq, a predicted model, not a curated record
CGAUCGAGGUACGUUUGUUCUUCUCAAGACCUGAAAAAUGUGGACCAAGCAUACCUAGUUUGUAGAACGUGCAUUUUUGAACCAGCUUUUUCCAUUUAUCUCCCAUUUUGUUGCCUAAAGUAUGUCCCGUGUUGCAUUAAACACGGCGCUAAAAACAGAUCAACGCGAAGUCUGCUUUUUCCGCUAUUCAUUUCAAGUAAAUGCCCGAAAGACGUGAACGCGCUCCGCACUAGCGAGGAUAAAAAGAGUAAGGGAGUUAAUCCAACAUAUAGGACUUGUUUUCAAGGUUAUCCUCCUUCUCAAGUUAUUUUUAGACAUGUUACCCAGUCUCGCGCGGAUAAUCAUGUUACCAAGUGCAAUGUUUGAAUUUUGGGGGGGAGGAUUAAUAGCGUGUAAAGUCGCUCGGGCUGUCCACGUGGGCAAAUCGCAGGGUUGUGGUCACAGGGUUGGUUAUAACUACACUCUCCCGGGAUUUCCGAAAGUGGGCUUAUUUUAAAAAGGAACCUGAGAGGAUUGCCUUAGACCAAGGCCUACUUGGGGGAUUAACACUUUUCACCUUUAUCCUCUCUUUAUUCCGGAUGAAGAAAGUGUCUUUUCAGGGAAGCAUUUCGGACAAAUGUCGAAGUGUGCGGUUGGCAUUAAAUGUGAAAAACGUUGUCAAAAUGUUGCCGAGCAACUUGUGGAGGGCCUUAGUAUCACAUGCAUGGACAGCGUACAUAAAUUUCCUGCUUGUUGACGAGCAGAUGUUGUACUAUAGCGAUGAUAGCCAAAGGGAUUUAAUUUCUAACAACUACCCCUUCCCUACCCCACCGUGUAGGCCCGUGGGCAAAGCCUGAACAAUUCAAUGUAGCUCUAAGGGAACUACAUUGAUCACGAAAGCCUGUUCCAUACUAUUCUGCACUAACGCAAUAAAAACAAUGGGCGAGGGAACUGUAAAGCUGACUCCAUCUGCAUUAUGACGCCAAAAAGUCGCCGAAUCGUUGUGACUUAAGUAGUUGACCUCACGGCUAAGGGCUGGGUUGCCUGUGAUGACACUAGUUUUUGCACAGGGAGACAGGAAUACUCUUUGUCACUUCAUGCCAUAGCAACGAGGCUAAGCGCCUUUCUGAUAAUUAUGUUAUCAAGCCUGGUCCACGGACCUCAAUCAUGUUUGACAAAAUGGAUGUCCCCCGGAUUUCUUGGCACCGUAAUUCAAAAUGGCACUACGGUUCAGUAUACAGAUCAAGCCGAGCGACCAGCGGGUGAGCUGAGACUGCGUACUGAUUACAUAGGACAAAUUAGCAAGCUCCUGUACACAAAAAGAACAACACCGUUGCCAGCGUGUCAUUUAAAGCAAAUCUGAUUCAUCAUUUGGAAGAAUGCCUAAAAGGAAAUGAUGAUUUUUUGUGGGUCAAGUAGUGUUUCGCCUAAAAAAAAAAGGAAUGUUAUUUUGAACUUUCCAUUGAUUUGAAAAUUUAGGAACCAUGACUUACGAUAACUAAAAAUUCGAUUCAAACUAACCUGCUGAUCGGGGGCUUUUUUUACUUUGAAAGCGAGAUCAUCGGGGAAAAGGGAUGAAAUGUAGGUAGGGAGGGGUGGUAGUGGGGAGUGUGAUCGCAGGUUAGAUUCAAAUGUGUUGUUAGUUUCUGAAAUAUUUCGUAUAUAGGCUUGACCCUUUUUUUUCUUUUCGCGUGUCAAUAACUUCACACUGUCAACAACGAGUCAUAAGGAUGUGUAAUUAGAUACGAAGUAAAUGUUAUAGUUCUCAAUGAUAUCUUGAAUUUGAAAACUGAAUCGAAACCAGAGAGAUCGCGAGUUGGCAUAGACUCAGCUCCUACGUUUUCCAUUGUGAUUGUAAGUUGAGCGGUGCUAGUUAGCACAGCUCCUUUGUGCUCGGAAGAUGCAAAAAUUUGACACAGAAGUCGGUGUUUCAUUUAGUUCGAGUAAACGCACGUCUCGUUCAUGUAUAUGCCUGGUAAUCUUAUCAGUGGCAGUUGUUCUUUUGGUGACCAUCUCUGCCAUUUUUGUGACAUUGUACGUCAUGGAAAAGCGCCCGUCUACCUCAAAAACAGUGUACGCUCCAAGUACGGAGCGCAAGACAAUGACGUCUCCAAGCACGGCAAAGCCUAGCGCUACGACUUAUUUCCCCACAACGCAGAAGGCGGGAGAGCAGAAAUAUUGUGGAUCUAAAACGUGUCUACUUGCCUCAUUAGAUGCUUUAAAGCAGCUCAACCAGAGCGCCGAUCCUUGUACUGAUUUUUACGAAUACGUGUGUGGCGGCUGGGAAACUGAGAAUGCUUUGGAGCCUGGAGAAACGUCAGUUACUGGAUUCUCACUGGUUAGAGAGAAAAGCUUCAAUGUGUUGAAACAAGCACUGGAGAAUGCCGAGAAAAACUACUCCUCUAAUGAGGCUGUGAUGAAGACCGUCAAGUUUUAUAACAUCUGUCUGAACAAAACGGCUGUUGAAGCACAGGGAGAUGGUCCGCUGCUGAAGUUAAUUGAUGACAUGGGAGGAUGGAAUGUGACGGGUAACAUGACGCCUCUCUCGUCCAUGAAUAUUACCCAAAGGAUUGGCAAAGUAACGAGUGAAUUGUUUAGCAAGCCAUUUAUUGACAUCAGAGUGUUCAUCGACCCCCAUGAUUCAAACAAACACAUUCUUCAGCUUGGACCGGGAGAGCUUGGAAUGCGCAAGACCCACUACACACACAAUACGUCGGAUUAUCGGACCGUUCGAGAGGCUUACAAGACGUACAUGAAGAAAAUCGCUAAGUAUCUUGGAGGAGGCCCUGACUCGGACGAACAGAUGAUGAAAGUUUAUGAAUUCGAGACCAAGUUGGCAAUGCUGGAAAAAGACGUGGACGAGAGCAACAUGAUAGAAACAUUAAAAAAAGAACUCUUGCCUGGAAUGAUAGACUUUGACCUGAGGAACACACUGGAAGAAAUCAGUAAUUACUCUAAAACGGAUCUUAACCAACUUGUUUCCUUGGUAAACGCAGUGUUCGCUAGAACCAACCGUACGUUCACGAAAGACGAGAAAGUUGUCGCCUACCCUCUGACGUAUUACGGCCGUCUCUUCUCCUUCUACAAAAACAUGACCACAUCAGAUCCAGUGGUGUUCGUCAAUUACAUUAUGUGGACGGUCAUCAAUAAAUUCGUUACAAUGAUGCCCAAGAAGUACAGAGAUGCUUACGACGAGUAUGUCGUCACCAUAACAGGGAACAGGACAAGUGAUCGCUGGAAGCAGUGUAUUGAUAACAUGCAGACCGUGUUUUCAAUGCCGCUCGGGUUACUGUUUGUGGAUGCGGCAUUUGACGAAGGAAGUAAAGAAACGAUCACACAGAUGACCCGACUCAUUAAAGAGGAGUUUAUCAAUGGCCUUGAAUCACUACCCUGGAUGUCUAGCAUGACAAGGGCGGCUGCAACAGAAAAGGCUAACGCUAUCUCAGAAGACAUUGGUUAUCCAAGCUACAUCAAGAAUCCAACAGAAUUAGCUGCUAAAAUCAAAGGACUGAAAGUAGAGGAUAAUCUCUUUGAGAGUGCAGUCAACAUCCACACGUUUGUCGCUGAUGAAUCGUACGGAUCUCUGGAUAAGCCUGUCGAUAGGGAUCAAUGGUUCCUGGGCCCAUCUCAGGUGAACGGUUACUACUCACCGAGGCAAAACCGAAUUGUUUUCCUAGCGGCCAUUUUGCAACCUCCGUUCUUCAAUCCCAGCUACCCCAAGUACUUUAACUAUGGUGGUAUUGGCAUGGUGAUUGGUCAUGAGGUAACACACGGAUUUGACUCCACAGGCAGACUUUUUGACAAAGAUGGAAAUGUGAACAACUGGUGGUCUCUCAUGUCAUUGAAUGGAUUUUCCAUAAGAGCAACCUGUCUUUCCAAACAGUAUUCCGAAUUUGACGUUUAUGGCAAAAAGAUAAACGGGAACCAAACACUUAACGAAAACAUAGCGGAUAAUGGAGGGAUCAAACUGGCAUUCAACGCAUAUAAAAAGUUGGUGGAGAAAGAAGGCACAGAUGGAGCUCUCCCUGGACUAGGAUUGACAGAGGAACAACUGUUCUUUGUUGGAUUUGCGCGGCCAUGGUGUAGCAUUUACAAAAAGAAAGCAGCUCUUCUUCAACUUGAGACUGACUCGCAUUCGUUCCCUCAGUACAGGAUAAUCGGUACUCUUCACAACUAUGAUAAAUUCCAAGAGGCAUUUAAAUGUAAACCUGGAUCUGGUAUGAACCCGGAUAAAAAGUGCAGCCUUUGGUGAUUGGAGUUAUUUAGUUUUCCAUAAGUUUUCCAUUUGAUUUCAAUCAACAGAGAAUACAGAUAAAUACGACAAAAAUAAACCCGUUUAAAAAUUCUUUAGAUAUCUCAGUAACCCACCAUUUUUUUUAUCAAUAAGUAAAUUCAAUUGCUUACAGUUGUUAUAUUGCUUCUCCGUUGUGCCAAUGAUUUAUGCAUUAUGCAAUGCUUCAUCGUUUUUUUUUUGUUUUUUUUUUUGUUUUUCAUGAGGUAUAUAUUAUAAAAUCAGUAUUAAGUGUUUAUCUUCAAUUCAAAUUUUAUGUCAUUGCCACUUUGUUGUAUGUAUGUAAGAUAUUGUCAUAUUUUCUUUAAGCUGCAUUUUUUUUGGGUAGAUUAAAGUAUUUUUUGUAUAAAAUUUGAUUAAAUUCGAACUUAAAAUUUAAAGUGCACCUAACCUCAAAAAUGUUUUUUCGCUAAAACGAAUCUACUUGUUAUUUGAAAUAGUUC